AUGGCUUUUUUCCAAUCUGAUCUCGACCCUAUUUAUCUCCGUGAAAACCAUCGCCAGGUACUCUUUUCAAAGCAGCAAUCAUCUAGUCAGAUAGAUCAGCAACAUCUGCAACAGCAGCCUUCGCUAUUCAUCACAUCAUCCACACGAGUCUUUCAGCACUUGUUCAAGACGUCUCCUGAUGAAAAGAAACCAAAAACUGCUACUACGGAUCCCAUGAAUCGACUUGUCUCUUUCCACCUGUAA
Mucor velutinosus is the source of this 243-nucleotide messenger RNA. RefSeq names its product INCENP_ARK-bind domain-containing protein. The transcript has a single exon. The record is from RefSeq and is a predicted model, not a curated record. Bases 1 to 243 code for a protein of 80 amino acids. Lineage: Eukaryota; Fungi; Mucoromycota; Mucoromycetes; Mucorales; Mucoraceae.